GGUAUUCUAUUUUUCAAAUAAAAUAAAUACAGCAGAAUUUAAUGAGGUAUAUUAAUGAGGUAAAUAUACGCAAGUCCGUAGAGGACUCUCCGCCUGCACAAAAAUUGCUGGGUGAUUUGAAGCCGCUGAUAUGAAGAAGAGCCAUCAAUCUAAAAGGAAAAGGCAAUCAAUAAGUGGUAAUGCUUUGGUUGACCUAUGGAGUGUGCAGUGCGCGGAAUGUUUCAAGUGGAGGUUGAUUCCUACUGAGGAAGAGUUUGAAGAAAUCAGAAGCAAAUUCAGCGAGGACCCCUUUUUCUGCAGCAAGAAACCCGGUGUUUCAUGCGAUGAUCCAGCUGAUAUAGAACGCGAUGAAACCCGCACUUGGGCCAUUCACAAGCCCGGCAUUCCAAAAACCCCUUCCGGGUUCAAGAGGACAUUGGUAAUGCGAAGGGAUUUAUCUAAAAUGGACUGCUAUUAUGAUGCCCCCAAUGGCAAGAAAUUGAGGGCCUUGACUGAUGUUAGCAAGUUCUUGGAUAAGUUUGCGGAGUUCAAAAAGAACAUCUCACCUGCUGAUUUCAGUUUUACAAGUCCUAAGCUCGUGUAGGAGACAAGGUCUAAGAUAACAUCGAACCAAGGCUGACAUCAACGGGGUUCUUUAUUUUGUUUGAGCUGCAAUUUGUGUUUCCCAUUUGCAGUGCUUUACAAUUAACGGGGAUUUUAGGAUCAUGUUUCGUUGUUCAUAGUGGGGGAGAAAGAAGUGUUCCAGAUUUCGGUUCUGACAUAGAUGUGCAUACUUGGUGAUUGAAUGUAUGUUGCAUUUGCAAUUAUGGUACUGUUAUUUGUUGUUAUUUUUAUGAAUUGAAUUUGGAAUUGGAUUUA
Salvia splendens (bonfire salvia) is the source of this 858-nucleotide messenger RNA. Its product is annotated as methyl-CpG-binding domain-containing protein 4-like. NCBI's taxonomy places the organism in Eukaryota, Viridiplantae, Streptophyta, Magnoliopsida, Lamiales, Lamiaceae. The coding region runs from base 131 to 583 and encodes 150 amino acids. Gene Ontology annotation, molecular function: zinc ion binding; DNA binding. The transcript is spliced from 2 exons. The record is from RefSeq and is a predicted model, not a curated record.